This is a messenger RNA of Anopheles cruzii, 1888 nucleotides long. RefSeq names its product lamin Dm0-like. The record is from RefSeq and is a predicted model, not a curated record. The transcript has 6 exons. Bases 69 to 1757 code for a protein of 562 amino acids. Lineage: Eukaryota; Metazoa; Arthropoda; Insecta; Diptera; Culicidae.
ACAGAGUAGUCUCGGUUUUUGAGGAGUAACGAUUUGGUUUUGAGUUCCGGUGCACACGGUGUUUCAAGAUGUCGCAGAAAACGAAGCGUUCCGGCAUGUCGACGCCGGUGCCGUUUCAGGCCAGCACACCGGUCCAGAGUGCGAGUGCGGCGUCGUCGGGCGGUGCCGCGCAUCAACACCGACCGGCGAGCCCGCUGAGCCCGACGCGCCUCUCCCGGCUGCAGGAGAAAGCGGACCUUCAGGGUCUGAACGACCGGCUGGCCUGUUACAUCGACCGGGUGCGCACUCUGGAGCAGGAAAACUCGCGCCUCAACCACGAGGUACGCACCUCGCAGGAAACGACGACGCGCGAGGUGUCCAACAUCAAAGCCAUGUACGACCACGAGCUAACCGAUGCGCGCCGGCUGCUGGAUGAGACGGCCCGGGAGCGGGCCAAGAAGGAAAUCGAAUAUAACCGCGCUGCCGAGGAGAACGAAGAUCUGAAAAAACGCUUGGAGCGCAAAACGAAAGAGGCGGCCGAUGCCGAACGUAACGGCCGUGCCCAGGAAUCCCGCGCCAAUGAGCUGUCCGGCAAGUACAACACGCUCCUGUCCGACCACAAAAAGGCAAAGGAAGAGCAGAAAGAGAUGGAGAAGGAGCUGGCCAAGCUGAAGAAGCAGAUGGAGGCGUUGCGCAAAAACCUCGAGCAGGAAACGCUGGCCCGGGUCGAUCUGGAGAACACGAUCCAGAGCCUGCGCGAGGAGCUCACGUUCAAAGAUCAGGUCCACAUGCAGGAGCUGACCGAGACGAAGACCCGGCGCCAGGUCGAAAUCAGCGAAAUCGACGGCAUGCUUUCGCAGCAGUACGAGGCCAAAAUGCAGGAAUCGCUGCAGGAGCUGCGCGAUCAGUACGAUCAGCAGAUGCGCGGCCACCGGGAGGAAAUGUCCGAUCUCUAUGAGACCCGUGUCCGUGAUCUGGAAACGCAGAUGAAUGCCGAGCGGCUGCGCCACGCCCAAGAGAAGGCCAAACUGAUGGACGAGAUCGAGCGGCUGGGCAAGGAGAUUUCGCUCCAGCUGCAAGAGUACCAGGACCUGAUGGACAUCAAGAUUUCGCUCGACAUGGAAAUUGCCACGUACGACCGGAUCCUGGCGUCGGAGGAAACGCGCCUCAACAUCACGCCCGGCAGCCACACGACCACCUUCUCGUCGACCGGCGUAAGCUUGUCGCGCAGUGGCCAGGUUCGCCGCACGCCGAGCCGUGCGGCGGCCAAGCGUAAGCGCACCGUGCUGGAAGAGUCGGACGAGCGCAGCAUGUCCGACUACUCGGUCACUUCGUCGGCCAAGGGCGACAUAGAGAUCGCGGAAACGGACCCGGAGGGAAAGUUUGUCAAACUGCACAACAAAUCCGCAAAGGAAGUUCAAAUCGGCGGCUGGACGCUGACGCGUAAGGUCGGCACCAACGAGACGGUAUUCAAGUUCCACCGCACCGUGAAGGUGGACGGCGGAGCGUUCGUGACCGUGUGGUCGUCGGACCUCGGCAAAGAUCACGAGCCACCGGCAACGAUCGUCAUGAAGGGCCAGAAGUGGUUCCACGGCGACAACAUGGUCACGCAGCUGCUGAACGCCGAUGGAGAGGAGGUAGCCGCUUCGGAGCGCCUGAAGAGAAUGGUAUCCACUGCCGCAUCACGUCACCGAGAGUAUUUGGGAAGCUAUGGGGGCGAAGAGCUGUACCACCAGCAGGGAGAACCCAAAGGAGACGAAAAGUGCCGCAUCAUGUGAAACCCAAGCCACCCCAGGAGGGACGGUGGCCGCGGUGGGCUUCUGGUUGGCGUCGACGGCCACAGCAGCGAUAACAUAUAAUUUUAAACUCUAUUUUACUUCUGUAGCGAAAUAAGAGAAUAAUUUUACGA